AUGGACCUCAUUGAGAAGCUUCCGCCUUCCGCUGGUUUCACUGACAUCCUAGUCAUCGUCGAUAGGCUCACGAAGCAAGCCGUGUUCGUGCCGACACAUUCCGACCUCACAGCCGUCAAGUUGGCCAAGUUGUUCAUCCUCAAUGUAUUCUCCAAGCAUGGUGUCCCCUCUCACGUCACUCGUCGCCGUGCUCGAGAGUUCACUGUUGACCUAGGAGAACUCCACAAGUUCCUUAAGGGAAUUCACCAAAAGGCAGCCAACAACCGACGUCUUCCGGCUCCGAACUUCAAGUUCCUCGGCCCAUACGAGAUCAUAGCCCAAGUAGGAUCUCACUCCUUCACCCUCCGCCUUCCCCAGUCUAUGCGACUAGUCCAUCCAGUGUUCCAUGUCUCGAUGCUCGAGCCGUUCAAGCCGAGUACUAUUCCGAGCCGUGCCGUUGAGCCGCCAGCACCCGUCGAAAUUGAAGGUGAACUCGAGUACGAGGUCGCCGAGAUAGUCGAUUCUAAGAUCGAUCGACGACGCAAGUGCAAGCUCCUCUACUAUGUUCGAUGGUAUGGUUAUGAGAACACGGAUGAGGAGUUCUCCUGGCAGCCAGCCGAUGAACUCCCGAACGCUCAAGAACUAGUCCAAGAAUUCCACGAGGCAUAUCCCAACAAGCCAGGCCCUUUGCCGGUUUGA
This is a messenger RNA of Cyclocybe aegerita, 678 nucleotides long. Lineage: Eukaryota; Fungi; Basidiomycota; Agaricomycetes; Agaricales; Hemipholiotaceae. The record is from the annotation of a GenBank genome assembly.